GCCCGGCGGGUGGAGACCAGCCCACAACUCACCAACGCCGACCAACCCAACCCACAGACCACCCCACCACCACUCCCCCCAGGAGAGCGAGCGGUAGCAUGACCGGCGGCGGCGAGGAGGCGCUGAGGCGGGAGUACGUCAUCGGCGACGAGAUCGGGCGCGGCCGCUUCGGGACCGUCCGCCGCUGCCACGCCGCCGCCACGGGGGCGCCCUUCGCGCUCAAGUCCACGCCCAAGGCGCCGCUGCGGGCGCUCGAGGCUGACCCGCUCGACCUCGCGCUCGCGGAGCAGGAGCCCAAGGUCCACCUCCUCGUGUCCGCGCCGCCGCCCGCCAGCCGCCACCUCGUCGCGCUCCACGCCGCCUUCGAGGACGCCGACGCCGUCCACCUCGUGCUCGACCUCUGCGAGGGCGGGGACCUCUUCUCCCUCGUCUCCGCGCGGGCCCCGCUCCCGGAGCCCGAGGCGGCCGACCUCGCCGCCCAGCUCGCCGACGCGCUCGCGGGCUGCCACCGCCGCGGGGUCGCGCACCGCGACGUCAAGCCCGACAACCUCUUCUUCGACGCCAGCGGCGCGCUCAGGCUCGGCGACUUCGGCUCCGCGGCGUGGUUCGGGGACGGCCGCCCCAUGACCGGGCUCGUCGGGACGCCCUACUACGUGGCGCCCGAGGUUGUGGCCGGGACCGAGUACACCGAGAAGGUGGACGUGUGGAGCGCCGGGGUGGUGCUCUACGUCAUGCUCUCCGGGACCGUGCCCUUCUACGGCGCCACCGCGGGGGAGAUCUUCGAGGCCGUGCUCCGCGGCAACCUGCGAUUCCCGCCGCGCGCCUUCGCGGGGGUCUCGCCGGAGGCCAAGGACCUCAUGCGCCGCAUGCUCUCCAAGGACGUCUCCCGCAGGUUCUCCGCCGAGCAAGUCCUAAGGCACCCAUGGAUCGUGUCCCGCGGGGGAAGUGCGGCGGUGGCCUGCUGAUUCAGAAUUCAGAUGCCCCGUUUCAUCCAUCUGCAGUGUAGAUAGAUAGUGGCGUUCGUCCAAGAGGAGUGGAGCCACAUUUUGCAGUUGAUUUUUGCUUCGUUUCUGGCAAUCGUCGAUGGACACUUGUGCCGUAGUUUGCUAGUAAUUAGCAGCAGUAGCAGUAAUCUACCAUAGGCCAGGGCUCACACUCAUGAAGCAGGUCCUGAGUUUGUUAAUGCCGUUCGUCUUGUUUGCUCUCUGUAACCCAUGUACAGUCUUCUUCCUGCUGAAGAAGAGAGAACUAGACUUGUUCUGGAGAAAAUAGACCCCAAAAAACCGGAAAAAAAAACUUAUGUACAGUUCAGUCGCGUGUUUCUUCCAUUUUUCUAGCAAAUUUCUGCGCUUCCUAUAUCUGAACCUUGGAUGAAUA
Molecule: messenger RNA, 1377 nt
Organism: Panicum virgatum (switchgrass)
Lineage: Eukaryota; Viridiplantae; Streptophyta; Magnoliopsida; Poales; Poaceae
Product: phosphoenolpyruvate carboxylase kinase 2-like
Exons: 2
Coding region: 99-965 (288 amino acids)
Biological process (GO): intracellular signal transduction; protein autophosphorylation; peptidyl-serine phosphorylation
Cellular component (GO): cytoplasm; nucleus
Molecular function (GO): calcium/calmodulin-dependent protein kinase activity; calmodulin binding; ATP binding
Source: RefSeq, a predicted model, not a curated record